GCUGUUCCCUGGCUGCGAGUAGUGUUUUCUCUGAAGACUGACUACGUUCAUGCCAGUUGCACAAGUACAUCUGUAAAAAAGUGAUGUGCAUCUGCAAUAUGAAGAAUGGAAGAAGACGAUGUUACCAUCAGAGAGCAGAAUUUCCAUAGUCAAGUUCGCGAGUACAUCAUCUGUUUCCUCCUAUUUGCAGUGCUGUACAUUGUGUCUUACUGCAUCAUAACCCGAUACAAGAAGAAAAGUGAUGAUCAUGAAGAUGAGGAUGCUGUCGUCAACAGAAUAUCUCUGUACCUGUGUACGUUCACACUGGCCGUGUCUGGAGGGGCAGUGCUCCUCUUGCCCUUCUCCAUAGUCAGUAAUGAGAUUCUGCUUUCCCUCCCUAAAAACUACUACAUACAGUGGCUCAAUGGAUCCCUCAUCCAUGGCCUGUGGAACCUGGUAUCUCUCUUCUCCAAUCUCUGUCUGUUUGUGCUCAUGCCAUUUGCAUAUUUCUUCUUGGAGUCUGAGGGAUUUGCCGGGUCCAAAAAGGGCAUUAAGGCUCGUGUGCUGGAGACAUUCGUGAUGCUGUUCCUGCUGGGUUUACUCAUCCUGGGCAUCGUGUGGGUGGCAUCAGCACUCAUCGACAACGACGCAGCCAGCAUGGAGUCUCUCUAUGAUCUGUGGGAGUUUUAUCUUCCAUAUCUGUACUCCUGCAUCUCUCUCAUGGGAGGCCUGCUGUUACUCAUGUGUACGCCAGUAGGGCUCUCGCGGAUGUUCACAGUGAUGGGCCAGUUACUUGUGAAGCCAACAAUUCUAGAAGAUCUAGAUGAACAAAUCUACUGUAUCCAGCUACAGGAAGAGGCUCUGGAGCGGAGGCUGAAUGGCAUAGGCUCUAACUCUCACUACCACGGAAACUGCCAGCACCUUUAUAAGGAACUGGACAAUAUUCGAAACCAGAGGAGCAAACUGGAGAGGAGGAAGAAAGCCUCAGGUUGGGAGAAGAAUCUGCUCUACCCCAUUGUGAUGUUGAUUCUCCUGGCUGGCACAGCGCUCUCUGUCAUGUUUGUGGCUCUGAACAUCGUGUACCUGCUGCUGGAUGAGACAGCGCUGCCCAAAGGAUCGACGGACAAGGGGAUUCGAAGCGCAUCUGCGUCCACUUCGUUUGGGGUCGUCCAGGCAAUCGUUGAAAUUCUCCUCAUGUUCUACCUGAUGGUCUCGUCUGUGGUGGGUUUCUAUAGCUUACGUGUUUUCCAGGGGCUGACGCCCAGAAAGGAUGACACCACCAUGACAACGAUCAUCGGAUGCUGUGUGUCUAUCCUGGUCCUGAGCUCAGCUCUGCCCGUCAUGUCCAGAACCCUCGGAAUUACAAGGUUUGAUCUCCUGGGAGAUUUCGGUCGGUUUAACUGGUUAGGAAACUUCUACAUCGUCCUCUCGUACAACCUCCUCUUCGCCGUGGUGACGACCCUGUGCUUGGUUCGAAAGUUCACUUCCGCAGUGAGGGAGGAGCUUCUCAAAGCCCUCGGUUUGGAUAAAUUGAAUCUGUCAAACAGUCCGACAGACCCAGAGUCGGGAAAACACUCUGCCAACGGGCAUCAGAAGACUCUCUGA
Molecule: messenger RNA, 1584 nt
Organism: Chanos chanos (milkfish)
Lineage: Eukaryota; Metazoa; Chordata; Actinopteri; Gonorynchiformes; Chanidae
Gene: lmbr1
Product: limb development membrane protein 1
Exons: 17
Coding region: 106-1584 (492 amino acids)
Biological process (GO): signal transduction
Cellular component (GO): plasma membrane
Molecular function (GO): transmembrane signaling receptor activity
Source: RefSeq, a predicted model, not a curated record